Molecule: messenger RNA, 370 nt
Organism: Schizophyllum commune H4-8
Lineage: Eukaryota; Fungi; Basidiomycota; Agaricomycetes; Agaricales; Schizophyllaceae
Product: transcription initiation factor IID, 18 kDa subunit
Exons: 2
Coding region: 79-354 (91 amino acids)
Biological process (GO): RNA polymerase II preinitiation complex assembly; transcription by RNA polymerase II
Cellular component (GO): transcription factor TFIID complex
Molecular function (GO): protein heterodimerization activity
Source: RefSeq, a predicted model, not a curated record
GGUGGCGGGAUCGGGCGCGGGGGGCGUGGCAAGCAAUCUAACCUACGCGGCUUGUUCGCCAAAGAGCUCCGAAAUCUCAUGUACGGCUUCGGUGAUGACCGCAACCCCUCCUCUGACACCGUCAACGUCCUCGAGGAGAUCCUCAUCGAGUACAUUACCGAUGUCUGCCAGACCGCCUCCGCAUCUUCCAAAAAGGCGCGACUGUCAUUAGAUGACCUCCGAAAGGCGCUCUCGCGGCCCGCGGACGCGAAGAAGCUCGCGCGUAUGGAGGAGCUGCUAUUCAUGCAGGAGGAGAUCAAGCGCGCGAGGGCACAGUUCGAGAGCGCGGAUAUGGAGAAGCCAGCAGGAUUCUAGUACCAGGGGCAGAACA